Messenger RNA from Debaryomyces fabryi, 1191 nucleotides. RefSeq lists its product as uncharacterized. Gene Ontology annotation, cellular component: nucleolus. Gene Ontology annotation, molecular function: 5S rRNA binding. The transcript has a single exon. Lineage: Eukaryota; Fungi; Ascomycota; Pichiomycetes; Serinales; Debaryomycetaceae. Gene Ontology annotation, biological process: rRNA processing; ribosomal large subunit assembly. Bases 1 to 1191 code for a protein of 396 amino acids. The record is from RefSeq and is a predicted model, not a curated record.
AUGGAACAAAAUAGACCUAAAACUACGCUGCAAAGGUCAAGAAAGGGGAAGAAGUCAUGGAGGAAAAAUAUUGAUAUCGAUGAUGUUGAAAAAGGGUUAGAAGAAGCAAAAACUAGACAGAGACUUCUUGGAGAUGAUAAUGAUGAUUUCAUAAUAGAUACGGAAGGAGAUGUAUCCAUAGGAGGAAAAUCAGGAAAAAAAUUAAAGAGUACUGAGAUCUUGUCGAAUAAAUCGAAAGUGAAGCCUUUGGCUAUCGAGAGAAAUAACAGGAAAAUCCAAGGUGUUAACAAGCAUGAAGUGCACAGGUUGAUGAAGUUAUCCGGAAAGGUGAAUGGGGAAUCCAAGUUAAAAACAAGAGUUGACAAAGAUGGGUUAUUUAGAGCAAAGAAUGAAGAUCUUUGGGGUGAAGAACCUGUUGAUAAUACACCAGAGAUUUUACUUAAAAAGUCCUCCAGUGGACAUACCAAAGCUAAGAAUGCACCAAAAACAAUGAAGACAGAAGCUAUUAGGUUGAGCGAACAAGAGAAACAGGUUGAUGCAGGAAAAUCUUAUAACCCAUCUUUGGCUUCUUGGAAAGCUUUGAUAAAUAAAGAAUAUACUACUGAACACGAGAAGGAAUUGAAACGUCAAGAACUCAUUGAUCACCAACAGCGUAUCAAAAACUUAAUUGCCAACUUGGAUGAAAAUGAAGAGGCAUCAUCUGAAGACGAGCAAAAUGAGGAAGAUGAAGAAGAAGACGUUGACAAAGAUUUUAAGUUAUCGAUAAACAAGCCAACACAAGUUAAGAUUAAGACAAAGUCAAAGAGAAACAGAGAAACUAAGCAUAAGCAAAGAAUGGAGUUAGAACAACAAUUGAAGGAAUUAAAGCAUCAAAUCAAGGAAUUAGCGAAAUUAGAUGAGUAUAAUGAAUUGGUAUCAGCAAAACAUGAAGCAAAACAAACUACAAAAUCAAAAUCAAAGAAAACAAAGAAGUUAUUUAAGUACGAUUCCAUAACCAGACCUUUAGAGGUAAAAUUGUCUGAUGAGCUUACCAAUAAUUUAAAGAAUUUGAAACCUGAAGGUAAUUUAUUUUAUGAUUCUAUGAUCAACUUACAAGAAAAUGGUUUAAUUGAAACAAGAGUUCCAGUAGCCAAGAGAAGAAGAUACACACCAAAGAUCACUGAAAAAUGGACCUAUAAAGAUUUCAAAUGA